Aspergillus lentulus is the source of this 273-nucleotide messenger RNA. The record is from RefSeq and is a predicted model, not a curated record. NCBI's taxonomy places the organism in Eukaryota, Fungi, Ascomycota, Eurotiomycetes, Eurotiales, Aspergillaceae.
AUGGACUAUCCUACUCGCCGAUCCAGUCGAUUUCAUGCCAGACAAGUCUUUGCUCGAGCCAACUUUCCGUUGCGAGCAUACGGACCCAGAAGAGGGAUGGCGCUUCUCAAGAUCGGUCUGUUCGGCACUGUUGGCUACUUCGUAGCGAAGAAGCUUCUUCAAAACUCGAAUGAGCCACGUCAAAAUCCUCAACAAUGUGCAUCGUGCGGACAUGAGCGGCAGCAAGAAUCCAGGCAGCAACCGACGAACGUUCCACGGACGCCAUACCAUUAG